CCUCUCUCUCUCUCUCUACCCCUCUCUCUCUCUCUCUACCCCUCUCUCUCUCCUCUCUCUCUCCCACUCUCUCUCUACCUCUCUCUCCUCUCUCUCCCACUCUCUCUCUCCCUCUCUCUCUCUCUCUACCCCUCUCUCUCUCUCUCUACCCCUCUCUCUCUCUCUCUCUCUCUACCCCUCUCUCUCUCUCUCUACCCCUCUCUCUCUCCUCUCUCUCUCCCACUCUCUCUCUACCUCUCUCUCCUCUCUCUCCCACUCUCUCUCUCCCUCUCUCUCUCUCUCUCUCUCUCUCUCAGCCGCAGCGCUGCGCUCCUGCGCGCGCCUCCUCACUUCUGACCGACAAAAAGCCCUGAGUGAGAGGCGCGCACUCCUUUGACGGUUUCCACCGGAAGCCAGAAGUUCUCGGACCGUACACACUCAGAGCCCGUUUCACGGCUGAACCUUUCCGACCGGGGGAUUAAUUUUGCCCUGGUGAACAACCGGGACGCAUGGUGGGAAUUUCUGCCUCUUUUCAGUAUCGCACUGAGAAGCCCUCCACCAUGCCCGACUCGCCCGCAGAUGUGAAAGCACAGCCCAGGUUAACUCCACCCACCAUGCCUCCGCCGCCCGGCACACAGGGAGCCCCCAGGACGAGCUCGUUCACUCCCACGACGCUAACAAACGGCACCAGCCACUCUCCGACCGCACUGAACGGCGCUCCGUCAUCGCCCAAUGGCUUCAGCAACGGACCUUCAUCCUCUUCCUCCUCUUCGCUGGCCAAUCAGCAGCUCCCUCCGGCAUGCGGCGCACGGCAGCUCAGCAAGCUGAAGCGUUUCCUUACAACCCUGCAGCAGUUCGGCAACGACAUCUCACCCGAAAUCGGCGAUCGCGUCCGCACACUCGUGCUGGGCCUUGUGAACUCCACGUUAACCAUAGAAGAAUUCCACUCCAAGCUUCAAGAAGCGACCAACUUCCCCCUCCGACCUUUUGUCAUCCCGUUUUUGAAGGCCAACCUGCCAUUACUGCAGCGGGAGCUUUUGCACUGUGCACGCCUGGCCAAGCAGAACCCAGCACAGUACUUGGCCCAGCACGAGCAGCUGCUACUCGACACCAGCAUCACGUCUCCCGUCGACUCGUCUGAGCUGCUGAUGGACGUCAACGAGAACGGCAAGAGGAGGACGCCGGACAGAACCAAAGAGAACGGCUUCGAGAGGGAGCCUCCACACCCGGAGCACCCGAGCAAGCGGCCAUGCACCAUCAGUCCUGGUCAGCGUUUCAGCCCCUCCAACGGACUUUCAUACCAGCCCAACGGCCUUCCUCACACCGCUCCACCACCCCCGGGCCACUACCGGUUGGACGAGAUGGCUGUUGGCCACCAUUACAGAGACUCCUUUCGCCACACUAACCACCGUGAGAUCCGCGAGCGCCCACGGCCCAUCGGGAUGCACGGUGGCACACGUCAGGAAGAGGUCAUCGAUCACAGACUCACAGACAGAGAGUGGGCCGAGGAGUGGAAGCACCUUGACCAUGUAAGAAAAUUGCUUAACUGCAUCAUGGACAUGGUGGAGAAGACGCGGCGCUCGCUCACUGUACUGAGGCGAUGCCAAGAGGCUGACCGCGAGGAGCUCAACUAUUGGAUCCGGCGCUACAGCGAUGCUGAGGACCUGAAGAAGAGCUCCAGCAGCAGCAGCAGCAGCAGCAGCCAGUCGAGACAGCAGAGCCCUGCAGGCCAGGACAACAACCCUGCAGAGAUUCACCGGGAGGUUCUCCACAGGCCUGUAUCCGGCUAUGUUCCUGAGGAGAUCUGGAAGAAAGCAGAAGAGGCGGUGAACGAGGUGAAGAGGCAGGCCAUGUCUGAGCUGCAGAAGGCCGUGGCCGAAGCCGAGCGCAAGGCUCACGAGAUGAUCAGCACCGAACGCGCCAAGAUGGAGCGCACUGUGGCUGAGGCGAAGAGGCAAGCUGCAGAGGAUGCGCUGUCCGUUAUCAACCAGCAGGAGGACUCGAGUGAGAGCUGCUGGAACUGUGGACGCAAGGCAAGCGAGACAUGCAGCGGGUGCAACACGGCGCGCUACUGCGGCUCCUUCUGCCAGCACAAGGACUGGGAGAAGCACCACCAUGUGUGCGGGCAGACGCUGCAGGCGCAGCAGCAAGGCGAGACGCCUAGCACCGCCAGCUCCUCAGGCACUCCCAGCAGCAGCGCUGGCAGCCCUGCCGAUACCCCCUCCGCCGCUGCCACGCCACGCUCGGACACGCCUGGCACGCCGUCAGCAUUAGAGCCUGCGCCACGCUAGAGCCAAAUCCAUCACAGCCACGCCAGGACUGUCUCACCUCGCCUCGCUUACUCAAACAUGCUAACAGAGAAAAAGAGGACUAGUUCCACAGAGCGACCGCCCACCCGGAGGUCCGUAUCGGGUCAUAUUGACUUGCUAUGACAGAGAACACAAAGAUAUUCUUUGUUUAAAAUUCUCACCAUCCUUUAAUGCACCCAAUUGCUACUAUAGAUUAUUUUUUGUUUGUGUUCAGUGUUUCCUGUAAAUACGCCGAAAAAAAAAAAGACCUCUGGAUCAGCACAUUAAACCUCCCGUUUGCAGCGUUUGUUUGUUUGUUUGUUUGUUUGUUUUGCCUGUUUUCAACGCUUCUUCUCCUCUCCACUAGCUGGGAUAUGAAACUAGUUGACCUCAACGAAAGACACUUUACCAAACCACAAACCAAGGGAUUUAGUCAUAGCUGUUGUAAACAAAGACGCAAAAAAAAAAAAAUAACGUGAUUAUAUGAAAGACAGCGUUCCGAGAAAGGAAGACAAAAAAAAGUAACCGGGGGGGGACAACAUCAGGGCAGGACAUUGUGGAGUAGAAGACGAAUAGCAUGUUCCUGAACUCGGCAGACCCUCGGCACCGUGUGCAGAUGUGCAGCAGAUUGUGAAGGAACGCAGAUGUUCUCUCCUCUUUUUCCUUACACGUCUGCAAGACAUUUGAUGCUAUCUAGGUCAGCGGUCUGAAAAAUAAAAGUCUGUUUUUCGCAGAGGAAUAUAAAGGCAUGGAGGACCGAGCAGCAUGAUGAGCGCAGCUCCAUGAUCAGCGUGCUGCGUCAGCUCCUAAACAGGAAGUGAAGUCAUCAGCCCACCCAAGCACGACCCUCACUAUGACAGCUGUUUGGGAUGAAGGGCUGAAAAAAAAAUGGCACGUUCCUCCACUUCUGCCCAGCUUCAGCCCGACCUUCUUUCUGUUCUUUUUCUUUUUUUCCCUCUUAGCUUUCAUUGUGUUGAACAUUUGUGUCCCAUACAGUCUCUGAUGCUUAUUUAUUGUACAUGUGUUGGACAAAAAUCGUGAUCAUGCAUAAUACUUUUAAAAAAAAAUCAUUUAGGUCCAUCCUUCUAGCUGGUGCAAAAUAACAUAUUAAGCAUAUCUCGAGCUGCUUUCCUGUCUGUGAGUGUUUGUGGUAGUUCCUUAGUAGUUGUUUAAGAAGAAAAAAAAAAUCCCGUUGUCCUCAAAAAGGAGACAAAAGCUAUCUCUCAGAGCUGCUGCUUCAGUCUAAUGCCGACCUUUUCUGAGAACUAGCAUGUUACACGGAAUGCUAACAUUAAUGUUUUGUACAUGAGACGUACAUAAUUGUAUUUGCACUGUCACGACGUUCCUUUCAGCAUGCUUCUUUUUCCCAAGUUUCUCAGUAGAGAGCCUCGCGUCACUGACUCUGCAGUGCUUUUUUUUUUUUUAAACGUAUCUGUGAUCUUUAUUUUCUUUAAGGGAAAAAAAAGGGAAAAAUACUAUCCAGACCUGCUUUUGUUAGAAACGUUUCUUUGUCCGAAAUGCGAUAGCAAAAAAAAAAAAAAAAAAAGUCAUACCUUUGCUUUGAAUAGUUACAAGCAGUGCAUGCACAUUACUGAAUGUUGAAGUAUAUGUUCUUUUUUGUUCUUUUUAUACAAAAAAGAGAAAAUCGUUUUUUAAAAAAAAUUAAAAAAAACAUACGCUAAGAAUCUAACUUUCCAAAUGCAGAGGUGUAAACAGACAGCUUUAACACUGCAAAGCACCAGGUUACACAGUAUUACAAAAAGAAUUAACAUGGAAGACAGCCAAAGACCGACAUGAAGGACCAAAACCUGAUUUUAUCCUAUAUUUAAAUGUAACAAAAACAAACAAACAACUAAAAACGAACUCAAACGCACCAUCGAUUCUUUUCUUUUUAUCCGAGAGUUCAUCAGGGGAAACCAUUUUUUUUCGGUUUCCGUUUUGAAACCUUUAACAUUUUCCUGUCGAAAGCCGAGACCAGCCCUGCUCAGCCUGAACGGAGGGAAAGUGAAGUCGCACUCGUACGUACGAGAUUGCAGAUGUGACCUAAUGAGCAAUAAUCGAGACGGUGGCAUGAAUCCGUUAUUUCAGAAUUAUAGCUAGUGAGGUUUUCCUUCAGGGGCGGCACGGUGGUGUAGUGGUUAGCGCUGUCGCCUCACAGCAAGAAGGUCCGGGUUCGAGCCCCGUGGCCGGCGAGGGCCUUUCUGUGCGGAGUUUGCAUGUUCUCCCCGUGUCCGCGUGG
Neoarius graeffei (lesser salmon catfish) is the source of this 4506-nucleotide messenger RNA. It is a transcript of the gene runx1t1, whose product is annotated as RUNX1 partner transcriptional co-repressor 1. Gene Ontology annotation, biological process: negative regulation of DNA-templated transcription; DNA-templated transcription. Bases 489 to 2270 code for a protein of 593 amino acids. The transcript is spliced from 11 exons. Gene Ontology annotation, molecular function: transcription corepressor activity. Lineage: Eukaryota; Metazoa; Chordata; Actinopteri; Siluriformes; Ariidae. The record is from RefSeq and is a predicted model, not a curated record. Gene Ontology annotation, cellular component: nucleus.